CUCAUCUUCUCCCUCGACCUCUUUUGUUCUUCCGGCGGCGGGUGCUUGGGUUCGCCAGGGAGCUUGGGCUGCGACGGCGGACGGUGGCUGGCGACGGACGGCGACCGGCGUCCGGCGACCUACCGCCGUACCAAGAUUUACUAAAACGAGUAAAUCGCCGUACCAUACCUGCACCCCCGUACGCGUACCUCGGUGACGUCUAAACACAGCUCCGCAGGGCCUCUCCUAUUCCCUCUCCUGCCAACGGACAAGAGGUUGAGUUUGGUGUGAACCACGGUGUGGAGAAUGGACGAAGCCGAUAGAAAGGGGGUGAGUCAGGUGAAUGCUGAGGAAGAGGAAGCGUCCUCCAGCGGCUACAGGUUGGUUCCUUGGCAGAGCUGGGAAGAGUGGAACAUGAUCAGAGAGAAACUCCUAUCUUCCUCUCCAGAGUCCGUUCGAGUCGCGCUCAACAGGAUUAAGGCAUGGGAAAGUCGUGGCUGCCUACCGAUUCCGGUGGCAAUUACGGCGGAAAUGGUUGAGACACGGCUAACUGAUCCGUAUUUCAGAAAGGAUGUGCCGAACAGUGGGUUAAAUUCAGAAAAGAUGCUUUCCUUGUUAUACUCAAUGGCAAUCAUGAGGCUUGUAAAUGGCUUUGUUGACCAGUCGCUAGUUGGUACGAAGAAAAGGCUGUCUAUUGCAAAGGCUGCUGAAGAAAUUGGGUUGCCAAGGAUGCUAAUUGAUAUACGACAUGAAUCUUCACAUCGUGGACUUCCAUCACUUCAGUUGCUCCGUUUGGCUAUUGAUAAGGCUCUGAAUUGGCUCCAGGAUUAUUAUUGGGAACGUCAGGUGAAAGCAAUGCUUGACAUUUUCAAGGACAUCAAUUCUUCAUUGUGUAAGAUGGCUCAGUGCAUAAAAGUGAAGAAGGUCAAAGUGAAGAAAGAGGUAAAUAAGGCAUCAAGGAGCAUUAUUCUUGCGUACUCCUCAUAUUCCAUGGAAGUAGCAACUUUGUUAUUGGAGAAAUGCUUGUCCUGUAAAUUUAGUCUUUCUGAUAGCAGCAAGUUUAUAUCGACGGUGGUGCCCAUGGAAGAUGACAUGCUUUAUUUGGCUGACUUGGAUGCAUGGAAACUUGUCAUAAAAAAGUUAUCUCGUAAAAGGAUUGAUUUACUACUGGUAAUGUUCAAGGCAGCUAUGGAUAAGAUUGACACCUUUUUGUCUCAGAACACUGAAGAUGAUGUUCAAUGUGAUCUCUUCAUGCCAUUUCAGAAACAGAGUCAUGAAAUAAUAGAGAACAUUGCUUCUCUUGCCUCUUGGCUCCUUGAAUGCCUGAAGAAAUUGGUCUAUUCUGAUUCACCUAAUGCUGGUCACAGUGGCGUGAAUGAUCUUGUUUUGCGUGACACACUGGAGGACUUGCUCCUUGUCUGUCUUGGUAAAUUGGUUAGCACCAAUUCUAUGUUAAACUCAUGUCUGAUCUUGUCGGAUUUGGUUGGGAGAGGUUACUUAACUAAGUUGAUCAGGAGACUAACACAGAUGGGACAAUCAAACCAAACCGUGGUAGAGAGUGACAAGGAGUUAGGGUCUGAACCAGACGAUGCAUCCAUUAAUGAAGCAGUGAAGAAGCUGGAUAUGCUGAAAAAGGAUCGGCUAGAGGGUAAAGUUAAUGUUGUCCACAAAGAAGAUGUAGUAUGGACCGUGGCCAAGUCAUGGACACCCUGCCCAAUUGGCAUGUUACCAUCUUUGGGCUCUGCUGGAAGGCUGCCUAUGCUUGAUAAGGACAGUAAGGUCCCUGCAUGUCCAGAAACAAUCAGGACAAGCUGUAAACGGCAUGCAAGCCAUGAACUGCAAGACCUGGGCCUCCGCAGCAACAAGAAGAGAGAAAGUAGGGAAAGUCGCUUAUCCGAGACCUUGGUAGAGUUUGAAACAGAUGAAUUUGUGCAUGAUGAGUCACAGUUGCAUGAAAGUAAAAUGACGACUGAAGGUGGUUCUCCAGAGAAAAGUUUAUCGACCCUUAAGGGCAAACUGCUAAUUGAUGGAUAUCUGCAGCAUUGUGGACCCGACAUCUUGCAUGCUAUUCAGUCUAAGGUGAGCAUCUUUGAUAGUUCAUCGUGAACCGUGCCUCACCGCCUCACCGAAGGUUUACUAUCCUUCUGUAACUAGAUAUAACAGUACCUGACUUCCCUUUCACCAGUUGUUCCCCUUGGACGUAAAAUUUUGUCAAGCUUCUUUCAUAUUCUUUCUUCAAUCUUUUGUCCCUUGACGUUUCUGUAACUGAUUUUAUUUAAGAUAACAAAGGUUGUGCUUGUGCA
Messenger RNA from Nymphaea colorata (pocket water lily), 2282 nucleotides. RefSeq lists its product as uncharacterized. Gene Ontology annotation, biological process: maturation of LSU-rRNA; maturation of 5.8S rRNA. The transcript is spliced from 9 exons. The record is from RefSeq and is a predicted model, not a curated record. The coding region runs from base 286 to 2085 and encodes 599 amino acids. Gene Ontology annotation, molecular function: endonuclease activity. Gene Ontology annotation, cellular component: preribosome, large subunit precursor; Las1 complex. Lineage: Eukaryota; Viridiplantae; Streptophyta; Magnoliopsida; Nymphaeales; Nymphaeaceae.